UACUCGGUGAUAUGAGCAUCCAAUGCCAUAAUGGGUACCAUAGUAAGUGUCAAUAUAGUGAUAUAUAUAUAUAUAGCACAUCAUGACUGGUUCAAGACUCUUCAUCCUUGUAUUUAGCAAACAUCAACUGCUUGUAUUGUUUCUUGAAUUGGCUCAUCGUUGUGCAUUGUUUGAUUUCCUUACUCAAUCCAUUCCAUAGUUUGAUUCCACAUACUGAAAUGCUAUUUUUUUUUUACCUUCAGUUUUGUCCUUGGUUGAGUUAAUAUUGUAAAGUCUGCGUGUGUUGAUCACUCAUCGUCUUGUCUACACACACUCCCCUCCCCCAGCCGUGGAAUUUUGUUCCCAGGACUGCCUGGCAUUCCUCACUCCUGCAUCAUGGGGUCUGUUUCUGUUUGUGUGUGUGUGAAAGUGUGUGUGUGUAGGUACACAGUCCUGCCGGUAAGACAUAGAAAUCAAAUACAUUGUGACACAACGAGAUAAGCAAUCAGUUCAUUGUAACGUUUACAUCCUCUUCAUUUGUUGACGUCCAUUGUUGUUGUUAAUCCUCUCUCAUUUGUCCCAACCACCCACUGAGUGCUCUCCCACAAUUGUAUAUAUUUCUGUGGCCUGUAUGUGCAUACUAGUAGUAGUACGUGUGUAGCUGGUGGACCAUCUAACUGUGGGAAGAGUUGGUGUCAUGAGAAUCAUGAAAAGUGGAGGCCUGAGCCUGAUUAUUGAGCAUCUGAAGAGCAAGAGGGAAAGGUGACAUGGCUGCCUUGUUUACUGAGCUCCCCUCCUAGACAUCCUCAUUUAGCCACACACAGCUACACAACCCUGGGAUCCACACACAAGUCACACACACUUGUGGCUCCGAGUUGCGUCAGGGAUGACAACAUCCUACCUGAAUGGCCACGGAGGAGGAGAUGAAGAGCUGAGGUUAGGACAGCAGCACAGGGAAAUGGCGGUCGACUGUCCGGGAGAGCUGGGGAGCCGAACGCUGCCGGUCCGACGAUCUGCACAACUGGAGAGGAUACGACAACACCAGGAGGACCUUCGUCGGCGCAGAGAAGAGGAGGGUCGGCAGCUGGAUCUGAACGCCUCUCUCAGGCUCAAGAAGCUCUCCCAGAAUCCCCACACCGGCAUUGACAACCCCACGUUCCUCCAGGACACAAACGCACCACAGCAGCCGCCACUCAGCAACCAGCACCCUUUGCUAGAGUUGGAGGAGUUGCUACUGUCACUGAAGCAGGUCCAGGGCUCUUUGUCGGACCAACAGAGUCAGAACGACAUACAACUGGUUCUUGCACUACUAAACAAGUCUGAUUUCCAGUCUGCACUUAAAAUACAUAAUGCGGUGGCGAGCAGCAUGCACCGACCCUCCCCUCCGUACCCCCACACACACCAGGCACUACAACUGGCACUGGAGGUCAGAAAUCUCAGCCAAACAAGUCAUAACAAAGAAGGACUGGAACUCUCCAGCCUGCUGUCGGACACACACAUCCAGUCUUUGCUUGUGGCACACGACAACAUAGCAGAGAGAGAAAUGGAACCAGAACCACUGAGCAGCCAAACGGAGACACUGAGACAGUGGGGCGGAGAGCCUGUAAAGAUUGUCCAAAUAGAGAAAGCCCGAGACAUACCACUGGGGGCAACGGUCCGUAACGAAAUGGAGAGCGUGAUUAUCAGUCGAAUUGUUCGAGGUGGAGCAGCCGAACGCAGUGGACUUUUAGCGGAAGGAGAUGAAAUACUGGAAAUUAACGGCGUUGAGAUCAGAGGGAAAGAUGUCAACCAAGUCUUUGACAUCCUCGCGGACAUGCACGGCCUUCUGACCUUUGUGCUUAUUCCGAGCAGUCAGAGCAAACCCCCACUCGUCAAAGAGUCUGUGGUUCACGUAAAAGCCCAUUUUGAUUAUGACCCAUCCGAUGACCCUUACGUGCCAUGCAGAGAGCUGGGCCUGUCCUUCCAGAAAGGAGAUAUUCUUCACAUCAUUAGCCAGUCAGACCCUAAUUGGUGGCAGGCUUACAGGGAUGGAGACGAGGAUAACCAGCCUCUCGCUGGAUUGGUACCAGGUAAGAAUUUCCAGCAGCAGAGAGAAGCCAUGAAACAGACGAUAGAAGAAGACAAGGAACCUGAGAAGUCAGGAAAGCUGUGGUGUGCCAAAAAGAACAAAAAGAAGAGAAAGAAGUUGCUUUACAACAACAAAAACGAUGAUAUCGAUGAAGAGAUUCUGACCUAUGAGGAGAUGGCCCUGUACCACCAGCCGGCCAAUAGGAAGCGGCCGAUUGCGCUGAUUGGCCCAACCAGCUGUGGGCAGGCGGAGCUCAGGCAGAGGCUGCUGAAUAACCAACCAGAACGCUUUGCCGGAGCCGUGCCUUACACAACGCGGAGCCGGCGAGAUGGCGAACUGAUUGGUCGAGAUUAUCAUUUUGUUUCUCGUCAAACGUUUGAGGCAGAGAUGGCUGCCGGGAAGCUGAUUGAAUCCGGCGAGUUUGAGAAGAAUCUUUACGGGACCAACACCGACUCCGUGAGGCAGGUCAUAAACACUGGAAAAAUAUGCGUCCUCUGUCUGCACACUCAGGCCCUGAAGGUGCUGAGGAGUUCCGAUUUAAAACCUUACAUCAUCUUCAUAGCCCCGCCAUCCCAGGAAAGGCUCAGAGCGCUGUUGGCUAAAGACAACAAGAACCCCAAGCCAGAGGAGCUACGAGACAUCAUUGAGAAAGCGCGGGAGAUGGAGCAGAGCUGGGGUCACCUGUUUGAUGCCAUCAUCGUCAACACGGACCAGGACAAAGCUUACGCCGAACUGCAAAGACUCAUCAACAAGCUGGACACAGAGCCUCAGUGGGUGCCCAGCUCCUGGCUGCGCUGACGCAUACACAGUGUUCGUAGUGGGUACACACCAUCCACGCCAAAAAAUCACAUACUUCUGUCAGUAGUACACUCGGGUAUGUAUGCUGCACACACUGGGGACUUGGUUCCUGAAUGUUGACUGUUUCAAAUUAAUUACUGUCAUUGCACACUUACCGAAUAUUUACCUUUUUUUUUUUUUUCCUUCACUACUUUCCACCGAUUUCCACUUUCAGACGCCUUUAUUUCAAGUUAGUCCCUCCUUUUCUGCUGCAUAGCCAAGACUAGCAACUCACUAUUUUAGGCUUUUUUGUGUGCAACAUCCGCGUACUGACAUUAUACUGCAUUUUUGUCGUACAGUAUACAACAGGGGUCUCAAACUCAAUUUACCUGGGGGCCACUGGAGCUAGGGUCUGGGCAAGGCUGGGCCGCAUCAGGUUUUCCACAAAAAAAAACAAAAAAAUUAUUAAAAA
Molecule: messenger RNA, 3296 nt
Organism: Doryrhamphus excisus (bluestripe pipefish)
Lineage: Eukaryota; Metazoa; Chordata; Actinopteri; Syngnathiformes; Syngnathidae
Source: RefSeq, a predicted model, not a curated record